AUACAAAUUGUAAAACAUUUUGCAAAUUGUCAACACAGACAACUCAGCUGUGAAUGUCGUACAUACCAGAAUUACAACGGCGUAACAUUAACAUCAUCACUCCAUCACUUGCGCGAGAGAGGGGAAGGAAGCGAAAUUAAAAAAGAGCCAGGAAGGAGGACAACGAGUGCGACGACUAAAAACUCCACAAUUCACCAACGGGCGUCCGUGUCGUGUUUGGAAAUCGAAAUGUCUUUCAAUGGCAUGUGCCGUGGCCGUACACAAUUGUUGUACACCAUUUUAAUUGUCCUAUCGCUGAUGUCCUGUCGCUGCCGUGCUCAACAGCCGAGGCGUGAUGCAGAGUAUCCCCCACCGGCAAUUUUGAAAAUGGCAAAACCAUUUCAUGACAUAUGUGUAGGAAAAACUGGCGUAACUGAAGCGGCCAUCAAGGAAUUCAGCGAUGGCGAAGUCCAUGAAGAUGAAGCUCUCAAGUGCUACAUGAAUUGCUUGUUCCAUGAAUUCGAAGUGGUCGAUGACAAUGGCGAUGUUCAUAUGGAGAAAUUGUUGGCGGCCAUACCGGACUCACUGCGUGACUUACUUGUGAAUGCAUCCAAGAACUGUAUACAUCCGGAGGGUGAUACCCUAUGUCAUAAGGCAUGGUGGUUCCAUCAGUGCUGGAAGAAAGCAGAUCCGGUGCAUUACUUUUUAGUAUGAUUGGCCAUUGGCGAACGAAGGAACGGCAGCUGUUAACGGAAACACUCUUUCAGUAUUAGCGAAGCGUUAAAUUUUAACUUUUUUAAUUUCUUUUUAUUUUAUUACAGCAUGA
Molecule: messenger RNA, 805 nt
Organism: Stomoxys calcitrans (stable fly)
Lineage: Eukaryota; Metazoa; Arthropoda; Insecta; Diptera; Muscidae
Product: pheromone-binding protein-related protein 6
Biological process (GO): sensory perception of smell
Molecular function (GO): odorant binding
Source: RefSeq, marked provisional